Molecule: messenger RNA, 1653 nt
Organism: Fusarium oxysporum Fo47
Lineage: Eukaryota; Fungi; Ascomycota; Sordariomycetes; Hypocreales; Nectriaceae
Product: kinase-like domain-containing protein
Exons: 3
Coding region: 1-1653 (550 amino acids)
Biological process (GO): peptidyl-serine phosphorylation; peptidyl-threonine phosphorylation
Molecular function (GO): protein serine/threonine kinase activity; ATP binding
Source: RefSeq, a predicted model, not a curated record
AUGCUGGGAGACUCAGAGAUCACUGGGCUUCCAGGCGAUAGGCUAAAGAAUCAGCUCGAAUAUGCAUUGCUUCCAAAUGGAAUCAACCAACAGGAGCAGUUUCUUCCAAUCGGCUCCCUUCACUCCAUUUGCAACCAAGCAGCUGUGUUCACUGAACUUUCUAGGUACUUUGACGAGGAACAGGCUAAGCAAUACACAACAUAUGUCUGCGACCAGAGCAAACCCGCCAGAAAGAUAUUUACUGUUUUAGCUCUGAUCAAUCGCAUUGAACUGGUCCCAACUUUCCAAGACGCCGGGUUCUUUGACGAAGACUUGCCACUCACGAAGAAUACUGAAAAUUUGGAGUUGCGAUCUCGCCGCCCAGAAGAUCAACGAUCCAUCCCGCUAACGAGAAGUCUCCAGAAUGUCAAGAUGAUACGCGACUUUAAUGUGAAACAGUGGUGCGUACAUGUCCCGUCUUUUGAAAAGGACGUCACUAGAAGCUAUGAGGAUUUCGUGCUUGAGUCAGAUACCAUCAUGCCGUGGGAAUCUUCUGGACAAAACAUCGUCACUGGAGGGUAUGGAUAUGUUCAAAAGGUCAAGAUUCACAAAGACCACCACUCUUUCGCGGAACACAAGGGGUUUGCAUUAAAGACUAUACUACCAGCAAAAGAACGCACUCGAGAUGUUUUCAAGCAGGAGUUGAUUGCUUUUCGCAAGGUCCGUCCCGGGCCGAAUCUGGUUGAGCUCGUCUCCGCAUUUGAGAUAUCGGGAAAAGAUCAGUUUAUGCUUUUAUUUCCCUGGGCUGAUGGGGGUAGCAUGGACGACAUGAUGAAUCAGUCGUCAAAGAAUCUCUUCAUUUCUCUGAACUUGUCGUCUCGAGACUUUGUCCAAUGGAUCUUAUCCCAAUGCCGUGGCUUGGUGGAAGCUCUCGCGGCAAUUCAUCAAGUCGACGUCGUUCCCAAGUCCGACGAGGGAUCCUCUACCGGCCAAGCUAGAAACUUUGGGAUACACCUUGAUAUCAAACCAACCAACAUUCUCUACUUCUGCCAAGAUACAGCCAGUCACGCACUUGGAGUUCUCAAAAUUGCAGACUUUGGUCUCACCAAGUUUCACAGUUUAUCAUCUCGGACGAGAAAGAGCCGUUGUACUGCGUACAGAUGCUCGCAAGAAUACCGCUCCCCCGAACACGACAUCGGCUAUAUUAUAUCAAGGAAAGUGGAUACAUGGGCACUUGGCUGUAUCUUCUCUGAAGUCUUCACCUGGAUGCUUUUCGAACACGAAGCACGCGAAGAAUUUCGCCGAGCGAGAACGAGGGAUGCCUUAAAGGUGGAAGCAAGAUUGGAUGAAUCGAGUUCAUCCACGGACUCCAACAAGAUCAAUCAAAUUCAGACACCGAGGCUUAAGCCCAGUGUAUCACAGGCACGUAAAUCUUUCGCUGCACAAUUUGGAAUGUGUCUUAAUAAGCUAACAGCCUCGAAGUGGAUUGCAAAACUUGGACACGAAAUAUGUCGCAAGAACGGACCAGCAUUCCUUACAUGGGUCCUAGAAUUCAUCAAAGAUGAGAUGUUACACCCAGAGAGGGAGGAUGGAGCUGAUUGUGAGAGGAUUGUGGACUAUUUUGAUAGGUUUGUGAACAAUAGGGUAUAUGAAGAUUGGGACAUUGAUUUAUAG